AUGGCGGCAGAAAAGAAGUACAUUUGUUCAUUUUGCGCCAGAGCGUUCUCUAGGUCGGAACAUAAACAACGACAUGAAAGAUCACACACUAAUGAAAAACCGUUUCACUGCGUACAUUGUACGUCAGCUUUUGUAAGACGAGAUUUAUUGCAGAGACAUUGCAAAACAGUGCACAAUAUUGCGGUUUCGAAAGAACGUCGACAUUCUACAGGAGGAGCGAAUGGAGUGAUUGGGAACGUUAAUAGUAUUGGUACGUCAGGAGGAGUAGGUGGCGGUGGAGCAGGAGGAGUAGGUGGUGGGGGAAUGGGGAAGACCACUAGUAACGGCGGCAGCGACACGAAUAUUGGCGUAGGAAUGGGUGGAGUACCAGUUAAUCGGAUGUCCACCGGGGGUGUGAAUGCAGCAGUGACAAUUGGAGCAAGACAGAAUGCUAUUACCAACCAUGGGCUUCUCUUGUCAAUAGCGCACAAGGUGGGGACAAUAUUAAAGAGCGACGCGGAAUCAGAGAUUUUUGUUGUAGGGUAUACGAUGUUAGCGCAAGAUGAUGCGCCGAUCAUUCCUGAGGUGUUGCAGAAUUUGAGCAAGUUUUUGCAGUUCCACGAAAUCGAUCGCAUUCCCGACUUCAAGCUCUGUUUGAUCUACUCGAUCUUGUCGAUCGGGCAUAUCAAUGUGGGGAACACUGCCCAUUGCAUUGCCAACUUCCAUCAUUCGUGGUCGUUGUUAGUGCAAAAGCUCAUUCCAGACUACAACAACAAUAACACCAACCCCAACGACCAGAUCGAGAUUUUGAAUUCGUUGUUUAUCCUCUCGUAUACGCACUUGAAAUACAACUUGAACCAAUAUAAGUCAAUGGAUGUAACGUGUGACUUGAACUUCAACUACUUGGACGAUAUAAGCUACAUAAUUAUGUCUAACUUGUCAUUAAAUUCGAACAUUAUCAACAAAAAUAUGAACCUAUUCUGGUGCAUCUAUAAUUUGUUAUCGCUCUACCAAAUCAACGAUGGUCCUCCUAAGUUCUACCAGCUAUUCCUUCAGAGACCCAUUCUGGAUUUGAACUUGGUUGAUUUUAUGAAUAAUAUAUCGCAGGCCGAUAUUUCUUCAAAGUUCAUCCAGGAGAUUAUGAUUUCCACCGUGUCUAACGAAUUGAAUUAUUUCAGUCGUACAAGCAAACUAUUCAUUUUCAAGCUGACCAGAGCGUUACACAACUCUAUCAUUCUCAUCCAUAAGAUUAUUCCGGAAACAUCAAACAUCGAGAUCUACGAGAUAUUUAAAAAAAACCUUAUUAUAAAGAGUCCUUCUAAGUUCCACGAUAUAUUGAAGUCCUAUAUUUUCAACCCAACAGAAACAAUCCACUGGAAUCUUUUAUCGGUGCUAUUGAAAGAGUUCAAUCUCAACUCUAUGCAUGCCUUUAAUUUUAAGGCUUUUAUCAAUAACAAUUUGAAUAAUUCGUUGCAAACAUUCUCUAAUGGCAUGCUUCCUUUUUUUGAAAUUGAGAACAAAGACAUUAACAAUAACCUAGGGAUUGUGAGUUUCCCAUUGAUUUUCAAUUUGCGCUUCAUCAAUUUCCAGUCGGUUGAUAUUUUGAAAUUGAAGGGCUUAAAUUUCGAAGAUAGAUUGAAUUUGAAUUAUUUGAUUAUAGAAUGGUACGUAACUUUAGUUAAAUUAUUGAUUAAUUUAUGGAAGAAUAACCAUUUGAUAGAUAAUUGCAUUUUACAAUGCCUAUUAUAUUUGAUCAAUGACAAUAACUCCGAUUUCCAAUUUAAUACUGAUUUUUUCUGGCGUGUGUUCAAGAAACUCAACUAUUACUUUGAAACGUGGUUAUCGUUUAUAAAGAACCAGUAUUUCCUUGUGAAUUUCAAGAGCAACUUACAGAAGUUUGUUUUGAACUACAUACAAUCGUCGCUUAAUUUGAUGUCAAGUAGCAUACACGAAACCCCGUCGGUGGCUCGGCACAACGAUUUCAUGCUUCCCCCUAUUAUGCCUCACAUUAACCCUCCCAGAACUUCUCUAUAG
Debaryomyces hansenii CBS767 is the source of this 2013-nucleotide messenger RNA. It is a transcript of the gene TRY5, whose product is annotated as Try5p. Gene Ontology annotation, molecular function: RNA polymerase II cis-regulatory region sequence-specific DNA binding; DNA-binding transcription factor activity, RNA polymerase II-specific. NCBI's taxonomy places the organism in Eukaryota, Fungi, Ascomycota, Pichiomycetes, Serinales, Debaryomycetaceae. The transcript has a single exon. The record is from RefSeq and is a predicted model, not a curated record. The coding region runs from base 1 to 2013 and encodes 670 amino acids. Gene Ontology annotation, cellular component: chromatin. Gene Ontology annotation, biological process: regulation of transcription by RNA polymerase II.